Molecule: messenger RNA, 461 nt
Organism: Protopolystoma xenopodis
Lineage: Eukaryota; Metazoa; Platyhelminthes; Monogenea; Polystomatidea; Polystomatidae
Source: the annotation of a GenBank genome assembly
CGGCAUUCGAGAGAGACAAAGCAGCCGAGCCGAGGCCAGAAAUGACCGGUUUGAAGAGGUCGCCGUUGGAGAGAAACGGCACAACUACCAAACCGUGUAAAGGUCGUCGUCCCGUCUGCCUUGCCGAUCCGAUUUUUGGGUUGUUCGUCUUUCUCGCCAAACAGGGUGUUCGGGUCAACGACCUCUUCCGACGACCCGGCAACAUUGGGCAAAUGAAGGUGGGCAGAAGAGGCGAUUUUGGCCUCUUUCCGCUUUUUAUCACACACCAAUCACACCCUAAUCACACAACAAUCAAACAGCAACAACACGCCGACCGGGCCUCGAAUCUGAAGAGUCAGAGACUGAUGCAGCAACGUGUGAAUAGGCGUACAAAUAGGCUUUUGAGACGAUGGCAACACGAAGCCCACCUACAGAAUGCCAUUGUGGGGGGACUUUCAUUUUGCAUGAAAGUGCAUAAAUAA